AUGUCUCACUCGUCCCAACCCGAACAGCAGACCGACUCGGACUGGAUGCCCUACUCUCGCCCCUCGAAGACGGAGGGGACCACGGAGAGGAUCUUCGACGCGGUGGAGUUCCGAAACAAAAAUCUCCACCUCAAGUUCCUGUCCGUCGACUGGAGCGAGGCGCGACUCGUCGCCGAAGGUGACCCGGAGUGGGGCAUGGAGUACCUCUCCCCCCCUCAGCUCCUGCCCGGCCUCCCUUGUCUGUCUGCGUCGAGCGCGGGGCCGAUGACGGCGGAGGAGCUUCAGAAGCACCUUGAUCGUGAGGAAGCGGGUCCUGCGGAGACUCCGGACAUCGAUCCCCGCCGCAACCGUCACCUCUUCGUCGACUCGGGGGGCAGCAAGUGGAUCCGAGCCGGCGUCGUGUAUUCACAAGAGCUGCCACCGGCAUACCUGAACUUCAAAGAUCAGGAUGGCGCGAGACGUUUUUACACAAAAACUGUGCGGAUCGAGUCGCGAAUGACGGUGGCGUGCACCGAGGACGAAGCACGAAUCGCCAUUCGUUCCGACUUCGACCCAGUCAUCGCUUCAACCUCGGCCACCACCCCUUCGCCGGCCGUAGCGCCCACCUCCGCUUACGCCUCUGACUUUGUCCGAGGUAAGUUCUAUUUUUCAGCGUUUUAUGUUUCCACUCGGUCCUUGGGCUGA
Molecule: messenger RNA, 684 nt
Organism: Microbotryum saponariae
Lineage: Eukaryota; Fungi; Basidiomycota; Microbotryomycetes; Microbotryales; Microbotryaceae
Source: the annotation of a GenBank genome assembly